AGCUCGAAGCAGAAGAGGGAGAACGAGGGUGAGCACGCUGAGCAGCCGUGCGUGCGCUCCGCUCUGCGCCACAGGAUCGCCCAACGAAGCACAAGCCAGCAGGGUCGCGGUCCUGAGGACGUUGCUGCCACCCAGGCGUGCAGAGAACCAACCACAGAAUCUGGAGGUCGAAGCAGCCCCGAUUCGGGGCAGUUUCGGUACUCGGAGGGUGCGGAGGAAAAGCGAAGCCAGAACGCAGAUCCCAGACUCCGGAGGAGAAAGGACAGUGGCUCACGGUGACUGCACGUCGCGAGCCCCAAAGCUCCCAGAAUCGUCUGGAUCGCGCUCUGCGCUUCGCAGCUGGACGGCACGCCCCCUUAGCUUCCUCACCCUUCCCUCUGGGCGCCUCCUCACCUGACCCCGGAGGAACUUCCACCUACAAAAGGUGCAGGACAAAGCCAGAUACCCGGCGCCCACCAUGCGUCUCAACAGCUCCGUGCCGCAGGGCGCUCCUGGUGAACCCGGAGCCCAACCCUUCCCGCGACCGCAGUCAGGACUGGAGGCCAUGCUCCUGGCGCUCGGCUUGGGCAAUGGCUCUGGCAACACCUCGGAAUCCAUUCUGGCAGCACCCAACAGCGACCUGGACGUGAACACUGACAUCUAUUCCAAGGUGCUGGUGACCGCUGUAUACCUGGCACUCUUUGUGGUAGGCACUGUGGGCAACUCAGUGACAGCCUUCACCCUGGCGCGGAAGAAGUCACUGCAGAGUCUGCAGAGCACUGUGCACUACCACCUGGGGAGCCUGGCGCUGUCCGACCUGCUCAUCCUGCUGCUGGCCAUGCCUGUGGAGCUGUACAACUUCAUCUGGGUGCACCAUCCCUGGGCCUUUGGGGAUGCCGGCUGCCGUGGCUACUAUUUCCUGCGCGAUGCCUGCACCUAUGCCACAGCCCUUAAUGUAGCCAGCCUGAGUGUGGAGCGGUACUUGGCCAUCUGCCAUCCCUUCAAGGCCAAGACCCUCAUGUCCCGUAGCCGCACCAAGAAGUUCAUCAGCGCUAUAUGGCUAGCCUCGGGGCUGCUAGCUGUGCCCAUGCUCUUCACCAUGGGCCUAAAGAACCGCAGUGCUGAUGGCCAGCACCCUGGUGGCCUGGUGUGCACGCCCAUCGUGGACACAGCCACCGUCAAGGUCGUCAUCCAGGUUAACACCUUCAUGUCCUUUGUGUUCCCCAUGCUGGUCAUCUCUGUCCUAAACACUGUGAUUGCCAACAAACUGACUGUCAUGGUGCACCAGGCCAACGAGCAAGGCCGGGUGUGCAUCGUGGGCACCCAGAACAGCUUACAGCACAGCACGUUCAGCAUGUCCAUCGAACCUGGUCGUGUCCAGGCCCUACGCCACGGAGUCCUCGUCUUACGUGCUGUGGUCAUCGCCUUUGUGGUCUGCUGGUUGCCUUACCAUGUACGGCGCCUCAUGUUCUGCUAUAUCUCGGAUGAACAGUGGACUACGUUCCUCUUCGACUUCUAUCACUACUUCUACAUGCUGACCAACGCCCUCUUCUACAUCAGCUCGGCCAUCAACCCCAUCCUCUACAACCUGGUCUCUGCCAACUUCCGCCAGGUCUUCCUGUCCACGCUGGCCUGCCUGUGUCCCGGUUGGCGGCGCCGAAAGAAGAGGCCAGCGUUCUCCAGGAAACCGAACAGCAUGUCCAGCAACCAUGCCUUCUCUACCAGCGCCACGCGGGAGACCGUGUACUAGACCCUGAGGAGGUCGGGAAAGGGCCUCAGCUUGUGGGCCUCCCAGGCCUUAGCGGGGUUCACCAGUCUAAACCAUACCGAUGAGGCUGGGGCUCCCUGCCCCUGGAGGCUUCUUUCUUUACACUUUCUCUUUCCUUUCUUCCUUUGCUCCCCUCCUCCCCAGUCCUCUAUUCCUGUUCUCUGUCCCUCUCCUACCUCCGAUUUAAAAGCGAGAACAGAGGCCGUUUCUCUCUCUGACCCUCCAAAGGUCUCUAACAAGAAGAAACUAGCACUCACCAAGGACAGCCUCCUUUGUUCCCAGACUAAUGGAUGCUUAGAAAGAAGAAAUGAAAGCAACGCAUUGGGACCCGGCUCUUGGGUAAACGGGACAUUAUAAUCAUAACAGCACUUUGUAGCUGCACCAGCUGGGCCAGACACCGACUAAAGCUGGACUUGGGCUCAAAGUCCACAGGCUCCAUCUCAGCUUCCUAUGCCUCUGUUCCUGCCCUGGUCCUGCAGGUCCUGUGACUCUCUCCGAGCCUCAUGUCCAGACCCUUCCUGGGCAGCUGAAAGCUGAGAGGAGCCUCUGUCUCUACCCUGGACAGCUAUGGCCCACUAAAGAGACCAAGCUCUCACAUGCUCAGAAAGGACAAAAGGCUGACCUGGACUCAUACAGACCUGGACUCCCUCUUCUUUAGGCCCAUCCUCACCCAGGACAAUCCUCAAGUGGCCUUGCAGGGAUAUCUGCACUGGGGCCUUGACCUUUUGGAUCUGCAGAGGGCUGGCAGAUAAAUGGGGCCCAGCCUCCCCGUCCAGGUGAUUUUGUUGGGGAGAUACAUAGUCCUGUGUCUCUUAAGCAGCUGUGUAGACUUAGGGUCUGGCAGCUGCUGGCUUCAGGACAGGACUUCUGAGAAGGGCACCGAGCCAGGGCCUCAGCAAGUUGCCAGUGUCUGAGACUUUGCAGGUAAGGAAAGGCCAGUGCCCCAGCAUCCAGCUGGCCAGCAGCCCCGGACUGAGACAUAUGCCAAUUUGUUACCAGCUGCCAAGCAGCCGCCCUGGCCCAGGUUCUGGGCGCCCAGAAAAGCAGGCACCCUUCAUCUCUGGGAGCUGUCUCCAAAUAAGACAGAACCAUCGAGCCUCCAGCCAAGAAAGUUGGCUGAGCGCUUGGAGACAGUCCCAGGAUGCCCUGGACCAGCAAGGGAGGAAUAGCAGGAGGGCCAGAGAACUAAGCUCAGCCUUUUGCAAAAAGAGUCUUGGACCUCACUGUCCCGAAGAGAAAUGAACAAAUGGGCAGUUGGCCGGUGAGAACAGUACUGCCUUGGGUCAUGACCCGGGGCUAGCCUUCACUCCCUCUGGGCUAUAAAACAACAGGUUGAAUAUUGGGGUGUCUGUGAUCACCCAGAUAUAGCCACUGUGCUACCUGAACUCCACAAAACACCUCUGCCAAUAAAAUGACCCUUCAGGUCAUCAAAGGCAGGGCCUGGCUGACACCAGGAAGAUGUGAUCAGCCCCGAGGGGUCCUCUCCAUCCAAGAACUGUCUACAUGGGAGCCCUCGCAGCCAGUGAGUGGGUCACAAGCCAGUGCUUCUUCAUGAGGAUAUGGAUGUAUACCCUGACCAGGCAGUCCAGCCCCAAGCCCCCGUCCUGGGUUCCCAGACCUUGGGCAAGCCUUUUUUCUGAGCCUCAAUUUUCUCAUCUCAGCUGACUGGGACUGUCUUGAAGGACCCAGCCUAGACUAAACAGAAGUGAGAAGCUCCCAGGCUGGGUAGAGCCAAUGCCCUAUUGUACAACCUCCCAGAAGUGCUGUGGCUGUUACCAGAAGUCCUUGCUGUGGUCUUUAGCCUCUUGUCUGUGUGCUUGACGUAGUUAGGGACAUAUGUCCAUGCCCCACCAGAUGCACCUAUGACCUCGGCUUGGUAUUCUCAUAGCUCUGGAGGCUGACCUUAGUGUCCUGGGUCACAAGUCCAGAGUCUCAGGAGCCCAGUUAGUGAUGUAGACACAGGUCAUGUGCCCUCAAACAUCCACCCCACCCCCACUGCAGUCAAGGAACACUCUUCCCCUUGUGUCCCCCAUAAAGAAUAAAGGG
Chionomys nivalis (European snow vole) is the source of this 3793-nucleotide messenger RNA. RefSeq names its product neurotensin receptor 1 (gene Ntsr1). Gene Ontology annotation, cellular component: plasma membrane. The record is from RefSeq and is a predicted model, not a curated record. Bases 458 to 1729 code for a protein of 423 amino acids. The transcript has 4 exons. Lineage: Eukaryota; Metazoa; Chordata; Mammalia; Rodentia; Cricetidae. Gene Ontology annotation, biological process: neuropeptide signaling pathway. Gene Ontology annotation, molecular function: G protein-coupled neurotensin receptor activity.